This is a messenger RNA of Umbelopsis ramanniana AG, 2220 nucleotides long. RefSeq lists its product as uncharacterized. The annotation marks the transcript as partial. The record is from RefSeq and is a predicted model, not a curated record. Gene Ontology annotation, biological process: carbohydrate metabolic process. The transcript is spliced from 4 exons. Gene Ontology annotation, molecular function: carbohydrate binding; lyase activity. Gene Ontology annotation, cellular component: extracellular region. Lineage: Eukaryota; Fungi; Mucoromycota; Umbelopsidomycetes; Umbelopsidales; Umbelopsidaceae.
ACUACCAGUUGGUAUGAAUGCUACGGAGAAAGCACUAAAAAUGAAUUUAGGGCAAACGCGUUGACUGCAUCAGGUACCUGGUCUGAUAUCGACUACACCAGUGGAUGUCCAGCAAGGCGCGCCAGCUGGCCGGCCAUCAGUCACUGGUCUCGUUUAGCUUCCAUGUCCAUCAGCUAUUACACCGGCCCAGCGAACAACACAGCACUUCUUUCCAAAAUCCAACUGGCUAUGAACUAUUGGUUUAGCAAUGAUUAUGUGUCUGACGACUGCAUUGCCCUUGGAGGACUAACAAAUGCCACAUGCCCUUGUGGAACACCAGGGCUUUGGAAUACAAACUGGUAUGAUCAAGUUAUUGGCGUAGCAAAGCCUGCCAGUGUUGCUUGUCUCUUCUCCCAACAAGGGUUAGAUGUGAAUCAAACAGCAGGAUGCACUCGGGUUAUGAGUCGUUCUUGGUCGCAAGUCGAUCAAUGGGUAUAUGGUCUUGGUGCAGUGACUGGAGCAAACACGUUGGAUGUGUCCAGUGUCGGUCUUGCCUUGGCCCUCUUUACCAAUAAUGAAACUUUGAUGGCUGAUGUUUUCACGCACGCUAACGGACAAGUAGUGACAUUGCUAUCACUAGGCAUUAAGGCGGACGGAUCUUUCUUCCAGCACGAUGGUGUCCUCUACAGUGGAAACUACGGUAUGGUUUUCGCAAACGACUUUUUGUUGUUUGCUUCUGCAGCAGUUGGCACAUCGUACCAGGCUGUGGAUGCUCAGAAAGCAAUUUUCACAAACUUGUUGGAGGGUACAGAAUGGAUGAGCUUUUACGACUCAGUAACCAAGACUGUAAGAUGGGAAUAUUCCUGUUUGGGUCGUAUGGUGUCUAUGAGUAGCUACUCGCCAUUCGAUGUAAAUAUUAAACAGUAUCCAAAUGGCACAAGUACUUGGUCUCAAUACUCUGAAAUAUCCGCAUCGGAAAAGCGAUUGCAAGCAACUGGAGCUACUGCAAAUCCUGGUCAGCUGAACGGAAACCGGCUGUUUUGGAAUGCUGAUUACAUGAUCAUGCGUCGUGAUAGCUAUGUUGUAUCACUCAAGAUGUUCUCUUCCCGUAUUCGUAAUACCGAGUGCGUAAAUCUUCAGAAUAUCAAGGGCUACCAUUUGUCAGAUGGUCUCGUGUAUACAUACUUGACAGGCAAUGAGUAUGUUGACAUAUUCCCCACCUGGGACUGGAAUCUCCUCCCUGGAACCACUGUAGCAUAUGGAGCAGAUCCGCUGAACUGUGAUCAAGCUAGUGCUUUCGGUGUAAACGAUUUUGUUGGCGGUGUAUCGACCGGAGAUAUUGGUAUUGGGGCAAUGCAAUACACUGAUCCCUUGUCGGUCAGCUCAAAUAGUACUAGUUGGAGCAAGGGUUGGUUCUUCUUCGACAACCAAUAUGUUGUUGUUGGUAACGGUAUCACCACCAAUUCCGGGUCACCACUGUACUCCGUAUUGGAUCAGCGUAAGUUAAAUGGAAGCGUUUACACUUCGGCCAACCCAUCUACUCCUGUUCCUACCAAUACCACUACCAAUUAUACCAACCCUGAUUGGCUUUGGCAUGGUAAUAUUGGAUAUGUGUUCCUUAAUAAUAGUGCUCCAACUUUAUCGGUUUCUCCAAGUCAGCAAUCUGGAAACUGGUCGUCUAUAGCUAUAGACACAACUGUUGUCACCACCAACGUAUUCAAGUCGUGGGUCACCCAUCCGGCUUCAGCUACCGGCUCACUUGCUUAUAUUGCUGACUUGAACGUGCCAUACAGCGGUUUCAAAGCGAAGUCUGCAUUGCUGAAGGCAUCCAUUCAACUACUUGCCAAUAAUGAUCAAGUCUCUUCCGUCUUGAACAUUGCUGAUCUUACGUUAGGAAGCAUAUUCUGGAAAGCUGGAUCCUUAAAUUUGCCGAAAACCUCAGCGUUUUCACAAAGUCUGCAUAUUCAAGGCUCUCUGUUCUCGUUGACUGUUGACCAGCCAUCCAUCGUAUUGUUAAAGCUCAACCUCAAAAAUGGAUCUGUUGCAGUCAGUGUAUCUGACCCUACACAGACACAAUCUACCUUAAAUUUAUCCAUCAGCAAAACCUUGCUUAAAUGUCCAAAGACAUCUUCUACAGGCUUCAAGUGUCAGCAGCAAGCUGGAGGAAUCAAGCUUGCAAUCAUCUUGCCUUCUGGCCAAAAUGCCGGCAGUACAGCUACAGGUGCUCUGACACUUUUAUAA